GAAAAAAGAAAAUAAAUAGAAAAUUUUGGAAAAUGCUAUCUAUUAUCCGAGCGAUUGGCAACUGAGAAGCCGAAAAUCACUGACAACAAGGUAGGAAGAAGAUGGGGGAUCUCUACGCUUUGGACUUCGAUGGAGUUCUCUGCGAUAGCUGCGGAGAAAGCUCUCUUUCUGCUGUUAAGGCUGCUAAGGUAAGAUGGCCUGACUUGUUCAACGAUGUGGAUUCGAGCUUGGAGAAUUGGAUUGUGGAUCAGAUGUACACAGUCCGCCCUGUGGUUGAAACUGGAUAUGAGAAUUUGUUGCUGGUGAGGUUGCUGUUGGAGAUGAGAUUGCCUUCAAUUAGGAAAUCUUCGGUUGCAGAAGGGCUCCUAGUUCAAGGAAUAUUGGAGAAUUGGUCAAACCUCAAACCAGUCAUCAUGGAAGAAUGGGGAGAGAAUAGAGAUGCUCUCAUAGACCUUUUUGGAAAGGUUAGAGAUCAAUGGAUGGAUGAGGACUUAACAACUUGGAUCGGUGCAAAUAGAUUUUAUCCAGGUGUUUCUGAUGCUCUGAAGUUUGCAAGCUCAAGGAUAUACAUAGUUACCACAAAGCAGGGUCGAUUUGCCGAUGCUCUACUACGAGAACUUGCAGGAGUGGCCAUACCUCCCGAAAGAAUAUAUGGUCUAGGAACGGGUCCGAAAGUAGAAGUUUUAAAGCUGCUUCAAAAGAUGCCUGAGCACCAAGGAUUGAAGCUGCACUUUGUGGAAGAUCGAUUGGCCACUCUAAAGAAUGUCAUCAAAGAGCCAGAAUUAGAUGCGUGGAAUAUAUAUCUGGUGGACUUGGGUCGUUACAGUUAUAGAUGAAGGGUAAGAAUCCACUAAGCAAACGCAUAACCAAGAAUAAAGGAUUCACAUCGAUUAGAUAAGGGAAUGAGUGCCAACAAGGACACUGGCCCAAAUGGGGGUGGAUAGAUCCCACAUCGGUUGGAGAGGAGAACAAAACAUUCUUUAUAAGGGUGUGGAAACCUCUCCCUAGCAAAUGCAUUUUAAAAACCUUGAGGGGAAGUCCGAAAGAGGACAUAUCUGCUAGCGGUGGGCUUGAGUUGUUACAGUUAUAGACGAAGGGUAAGAAUCUACUAAGGAGAUGCAUAACAAGGAACAAAGGAUUCACAAUUGCCCCUUCAAUUUAUCUAAGGUUUGAUAUCUUAAUUUUCUAAGCUUUGGCUCUGUUGCUAAUGGCUGCAUAUGGGCGUUCAUUUGAUGA
This is a messenger RNA of Cucurbita moschata (crookneck pumpkin), 1236 nucleotides long. RefSeq lists its product as uncharacterized. Gene Ontology annotation, biological process: SNARE complex assembly. The record is from RefSeq and is a predicted model, not a curated record. Gene Ontology annotation, molecular function: SNARE binding. Bases 102 to 836 code for a protein of 244 amino acids. NCBI's taxonomy places the organism in Eukaryota, Viridiplantae, Streptophyta, Magnoliopsida, Cucurbitales, Cucurbitaceae. The transcript has 9 exons. Gene Ontology annotation, cellular component: lytic vacuole; endosome.